GCGUCUUCCUGCUACACCUCCUGCUACUCUUCCUGCUACUCCUCCUGCUACUCUUCCUGCUAUUCCUCCUGCUACUCUUCCUGCUACUCCUCCUGCUACUCUUCCUGCUACUCCUCCUGCUACUCUUCCUGCUAUUCCUCCUGCUACUCUUCCUGCUACUCUUCCUCCUUCUACUGCUCCUGCUACUCUUCCUCCUGCUACUUCUCCUGCUACUCCUCCUGCUACUCUUCCUCCUGCUACUCCUCCUGCAACCGUUCCUGCUUCUCCUCCUGCUACUCCUCCUCCUGCUACUCCUCCUGCUACUCCUCCGGCUACUCUUCCUUCUGCUACUUCUCCUGCUACUCCUCCUGCUACUCUUCCUCCUGCUUCUCCUCCUGCAACCGUUCCUGCUUCUCCUCCUGCUACUCUUCCUCCUGCUACUACUCUUACUGCUACUUCACCUGCUACUUUUCCUCCUGCUACUCUUCCUGCUUCUCCUCUUGCUACUCCUCCUGCUACUCUUCCUCCUGCAUACUCCUCCUGCUUAUCCUCUUGCUACUCCUCCUGCUACUCUUCCUCCUGCAUACUCCUCCUGCUUAUCCUCCUGCUACUCCCCCUGCUUGUCCUCCUGCUUCUCCUCUUGCUACUCCUCCUGCUACUCUUCCUCCUGCAUACUCCUCCCGCCUCUCCUCCUGCUACUCCUCCUGCUUCUCAUCCUGCUACUCCCCCUGCUUGUCCUCCUGCUACUUCUCAUGCCUCUUCUCCUGCUUCUCCUCCUGCUACUCCUCCUGCUACUCUUCUUCCUGCAUACUCCUCCUGCUACUCCUCAUGCCUCUGCUCCUGCAUACUCCUCCUGCAUACUCCUCCUGCUUGCCUUCCUGCUACUCCUCCUGCCUAUUCCUCCUGCAUUCUCCUGCUAUCUUCCCUUGUUCAUUUCCCUGUUCCUUUGAUAUUAGUUCAUGUAGUGUAUUGACUCUCUACCCGGUAGGUUCCAAAGGCGGCAGCAGUCUUCUCAGAGUGGCUGAGUCUGGCACCUCCUAA
Oncorhynchus keta (chum salmon) is the source of this 1020-nucleotide messenger RNA. Its product is annotated as keratin-associated protein 5-5-like. Lineage: Eukaryota; Metazoa; Chordata; Actinopteri; Salmoniformes; Salmonidae. The transcript has a single exon. The annotation marks the transcript as partial. The record is from RefSeq and is a predicted model, not a curated record.